AUGAUAUUUGAAUUAGGUACACAAGAAAACCUUAAUCAGUCUAAAAAGAGCUUAGCUCUUACGUUACAACAGUCAACUGAACGUACUGAACCCAUAAUGGGUCCUAUUUUGGAUCCUAAAAAGUCCCUAGUCAUACCUAAUUCACAAUUUACCGAUAAUCCUUUAUCUGUUCCACCAGAAAUUGAAUCUUAUCAGAAUCCUUCUGAAAGUGUCUCAAUUCUUGACUCAAUUGAUGAAUUAAAAUUUAACAGCGUCGAAGAUGGAGUGUCUCAUGCUUACAUCAACGGGAAUUUUGUUGAAAAGUGA
This is a messenger RNA of Clunio marinus, 306 nucleotides long. The record is from the annotation of a GenBank genome assembly. Lineage: Eukaryota; Metazoa; Arthropoda; Insecta; Diptera; Chironomidae.